Molecule: messenger RNA, 1534 nt
Organism: Hevea brasiliensis (rubber tree)
Lineage: Eukaryota; Viridiplantae; Streptophyta; Magnoliopsida; Malpighiales; Euphorbiaceae
Product: 60S ribosomal protein L3-2
Exons: 6
Coding region: 198-1367 (389 amino acids)
Biological process (GO): translation; ribosomal large subunit assembly
Cellular component (GO): cytosolic large ribosomal subunit; ribosome
Molecular function (GO): structural constituent of ribosome; RNA binding
Source: RefSeq, a predicted model, not a curated record
AACCCUAACCCUAAUCCCAAAUUACCCAUCCAACGGACAGGAACACCCAUCAGACGCUAGUCGCAGCCAUUGGAUCUCAUUUGCGAGCGAGAUAAAAACUCUAGCUAAAGGUUUCUAGGUAUCUCACAGUAUAGCUGCUGCUUUUGUAGUGAUAUUCUCAUCUUGUAUCGUCUUGAGUGUUAUCCUGAGGUUAAAGCAUGUCUCAUCGCAAGUUUGAACACCCUCGACAUGGCUCUUUGGGAUUUCUCCCAAGAAAGAGAGCCUCCCGACACAGAGGAAAAGUGAAGGCAUUUCCCAGAGAUGAUCCAACAAAAACUUGCAGAUUGACUGCUUUUCUGGGUUACAAAGCAGGGAUGACUCAUAUUGUCAGAGAAGUUGAGAAGCCAGGGUCAAAGCUCCACAAGAAAGAAACAUGUGAAGCUGUUACCAUCAUAGAAACACCACCCAUGGUGGUAGUUGGGGUUGUAGGUUAUAUGAAAACACCCCGUGGUCUCCGUUCACUGAACACCGUCUGGGCCCAGCAUUUGAGUGAGGAUGUGAGGAGGAGAUUCUACAAGAACUGGUGCAAGUCCAAGAAGAAGGCAUUCACCAAGUACUCUAAGAAGUUUGAAUCUGAAGAUGGGAAGAAAGAUGUUCAAUCUCAAUUGGAGAAAAUGAAGAAGCAUUGUUCUGUCAUUCGUGUCUUGGCACACACCCAGAUCAGGAAGAUGAAAGGUUUGAAGCAGAAGAAAGCUCAUUUGAUGGAGAUUCAGGUAAAUGGUGGUGAUGCUGCCAAGAAGGUCGACUUUGCCUACAGUUUCUUUGAGAAGCAGAUACCUAUUGAUGCGGUUUUUCAAAAGGACGAGAUGAUUGACAUAAUUGGUGUGACCAAGGGGAAGGGCUAUGAAGGUGUGGUUACUCGUUGGGGUGUCACCCGUCUCCCCCGCAAGACCCACCGUGGUCUGCGGAAAGUGGCAUGUAUUGGUGCUUGGCAUCCUGCUAGGGUGUCAUUUACUGUUGCUAGGGCUGGGCAGAACGGUUACCAUCACCGUACUGAGAUGAAUAAGAAAAUCUAUAAGCUUGGGAAGUCUGGCCAGGAGUCUCAUACUGCAAUUACAGAAUAUGACAGGACUGAAAAGGAUAUCACACCAAUGGGAGGAUUCCCCCACUAUGGUGUGGUGAAGGAAGAUUAUGUGAUGAUAAAAGGAUGCUGCGUAGGACCAAAGAAGCGUGUCGUGACCCUGAGACAAUCAUUAUUGAAUCAGACAUCUCGGGUUGCUUUGGAGGAGAUUAAGCUCAAGUUUAUUGAUACAUCCUCCAAGUUUGGCCAUGGUAGAUUCCAGACAACCCAGGAGAAGGCAAAGUUCUAUGGGAGGGCAAAGACUUGAUUUUAGUUGCAAAGGAGAAGAUAAAUAAACAUCAUAACCUUUUCUCCUUGCUUUUGAAAUAUUGAGUUCAUUAUUCAGUUGGUUUGGUGGCCAGAAUUUUUUUGCUUCAAUGAUUACUUAACCUGUUUGCAGAUUUUAUAAUCAAAUUAAUUACUGCAAUUUAUAUA